AUGAUCGUCAUCUUGCGGUUUGGGUGUAUUGGCGUCGGGAUCUUCCUCUUCGUCAUUUAUAAAUUCCUACAUGCAGGUACUGCCUCCGGCUCCGAGGAGGUGUUUCGCUUUCCGGAGACCCGUUUGGUGUACGAUCGAAUGGAGAGGUACUUCAAGAUCUACAUAUACCAGGACAGAGACCCCGGCGCGUACUUUCAGUCGCCGAGGGAGCUGACGGGGAUGUACGGGAGCGAGGCCUACUUCUUCAAGAAUAUCAAGGAGAGUCGCUUCCUCACCACAAAUCCUCUUAAGGCUCACUUCUUCUUUAUUCCCAUUUCUUGGCAUCAAAUGCGCACCCAGGGAACAUCUUAUGAGAAAAUGAUCAGUAUAGUUGAGAAUUACGUGGAGAGCAUAAUCUCAAAGUACCCCUACUGGAACCGAACUGAUGGAGCUGAUCACUUUUUUUUGAUAUGUCAUGACAUUGGUUUGGAGGUUGCUGAUGGAGUUUCAAUAUUUAUUAAGAAGAAUCCAAUUCGACUUGUGUGUCCAGCUACCUAUGAUACUCAUUCUAUUCCAUACAAGGACAUUCCCCUCCCUCCAGUACAUGAAUCAUUUUCUUCAUCUGUUGGAAGGAAAAGGAUUGAUCCCUGGGCAGGCAUUCCCAAUUCGUUAAUAAGAGCGAGUCUGGAAGAACAGUGGAAAGAUGUUACUGAACUUGAAUCUGAACGCGUGUGGAAUAAUACUGCUGAAGGAUAUCUGCUACUUCAUGACAAAAUUCACAGGACAAAGUUCUGCAUAUGCCCUCAUGGAUUCCCAGCCAAUACUGCCCUUAUAGCAGACUCCAUCCGUUAUGGAUGUAUUCCUGUUAUCUUUACAAGCUACACGGAUUACCCAUUCGCUGAUACUCUUGACUGGAAAAAAUUUUCAAUAAUACUAGACGUGGAUGAUGUGAAUCGGCUCGAGGAAACUCUUGAAGGCAUACGAGAAGCAGAUUUCAUUGUAAUGGAAAACAACUUACGCAAGGUGCAGAAGCACUUCCAAUGGAACUCACCUCCACUCAGAUUCGAUGCAUUCAACAUGAUCAUGUACGAACUCAGUGUGCUCGCCAAUGUUUGA
Molecule: messenger RNA, 1095 nt
Organism: Corylus avellana
Lineage: Eukaryota; Viridiplantae; Streptophyta; Magnoliopsida; Fagales; Betulaceae
Product: putative glycosyltransferase At5g03795
Molecular function (GO): glycosyltransferase activity
Source: RefSeq, a predicted model, not a curated record